UUCUAGAUGCCAGCUGCUCCCCUGGCUGCUCCCGCAGGCUCCCACUCCAGGAAGAAUCCACUGGAGCUGAAAGACGACCCAGACGUGGAGUGUCCCAUCCCAAAGCGAGCUCGAAGCGAGUCCCAGACCAUGCCACCGCCCUGCCUGCUGCCCCCGAGCCCACCCCCUGCUCCGGACCGAGCUCCGGCGGUGGCUCCUGCCUCCAGGCUUGGGCCAUAUGUCCUCCUGCAGCCCAAGGAGGACGGGCGAACCUACCGGGCCCUGCACUGCCCCACGGGCACCGAGCACACCUGCAAGGUGUACCCGGCCUGUGACUCCCGCGCCGUGUUGGAGCCCUACGCGCGGCUGCCCCGCCACGAGCACGUGGCCCGGCCCACGGAGGUCCUGGUGGGCACCCAGCACCUCUACGUCUUUUUCACUCGGACCCACGGGGACAUGCACAGCCUGGUUCGCAGCCGCCGCCGAGUCCCUGAGCCUGAAGCCGCUGCGCUGUUCCGUCAGAUGGCCGCCGCCGUGGCGCACUGCCACCAGCAGGGGCUGGUCCUGAGGGAUCUCAAACUGCGACGCUUCGUCUUCACCAACCGUGAGAGGACGAGGCUGGUGCUGGAGAACCUGGAGGACGCCUGCGUCCUGACGGGCCCCGACGACUCCCUGUGGGACAAGCACGCGUGCCCGGCCUACGCGGGGCCCGAGAUCCUGAGCUCGCGGGCCUCCUACUCGGGCAGGGCCGCCGACGUCUGGAGCCUGGGUGUGGCGCUCUUCACCAUGCUGGCCGGCCACUACCCCUUCCAGGACACGGAGCCUGCUCUGCUCUUUGGCAAGAUCCGCCGCGGGGCCUUUGCCCUGCCCCGGGGCCUCUCCGCGCCUGCGCGCUGCCUGGUGCGCUGCCUGCUCCGCCGGGAGCCCGCUGAGCGGCUCACGGCCCCGGGCAUCCUGCUGCACCCCUGGCUACGGGGGGACCCCGUCGCCUCAGUCCCAUUCCGCUCCCGUCUCUGGGAAGCUGACCAGGUGGUUCCCGAUGGGCCGGGGCUGGAGGAGGCUGAGGAGGAGCUGGGCGAAGGGGAGGUGGGUCUGUACGGCUAG
Molecule: messenger RNA, 1083 nt
Organism: Marmota flaviventris (yellow-bellied marmot)
Lineage: Eukaryota; Metazoa; Chordata; Mammalia; Rodentia; Sciuridae
Gene: Trib3
Product: tribbles pseudokinase 3
Biological process (GO): regulation of MAP kinase activity; positive regulation of proteasomal ubiquitin-dependent protein catabolic process; protein phosphorylation
Cellular component (GO): nucleus
Molecular function (GO): protein kinase activity; ATP binding; mitogen-activated protein kinase kinase binding
Source: RefSeq, a predicted model, not a curated record